AUGACGCAUCGUCUACCACCAGAGGGUUGUUCAGGUAAAAAUAGGCUGGAUAACAAAGUCACAAUUAUCAACGAUAACCAGGUUAAUGGAAUGAUUAUUUUGUCUUUGCGUGCCAGUUUGGUGACCCAAUGCAAAUGUCACGGCGUGUCCGGCUCUUGUAACAUCAAAACCUGUUGGAAAGGUUUACCAAGAUUUCAAGUUAUUGGAGAACAUUUAAGGCAGAAGUACAAUGUGGCUACUGAGGUAAUGAGUCACGGGAUUAAGAAACAGCCAAAACUACUUCAAGUCAAUAGCCAACAGGGGUUAUAUCAAAGAGAUGACCUUGUUUACAUAACAAAAUCUCCUGAUUACUGCUUACCAAAUCCAAAGGUCGGCUCGAUUGGCACGUUAGGCAGGAGGUGUAAUGCUACUUCCGAUGAUACUGACAGCUGUGACUCAAUGUGCUGUGGACGAGGUUAUAGGACAUAUACGGUGAAAAAAGAGGAACAGUGUCAUUGCAAAUUUUAUUUGUGUUGUUACGUCAAGUGCGAACAAUGUUGGACACAGGUAGAUAUCCAUGAAUAUCAUAGAUCAGGGGUUCCCAAACUAGGGACCGAGGACCCCCGGGGAUUCGCAGCAGAAGAACAGCGACAGUGGGACGAAAUGUCAGUAGAAGAUGUCCGUAGUGAAUGUUGUUUUGCAAUAAUGAACCAGUGUGGUUUUUCUUUUCAGUUAUGA
This is a messenger RNA of Limulus polyphemus (Atlantic horseshoe crab), 717 nucleotides long. RefSeq names its product protein Wnt-7b-like. The record is from RefSeq and is a predicted model, not a curated record. Gene Ontology annotation, biological process: neuron differentiation; cell fate commitment; canonical Wnt signaling pathway. Gene Ontology annotation, molecular function: frizzled binding; cytokine activity. Gene Ontology annotation, cellular component: extracellular region. The transcript has 5 exons. The coding region runs from base 1 to 717 and encodes 238 amino acids. Lineage: Eukaryota; Metazoa; Arthropoda; Merostomata; Xiphosura; Limulidae.